Messenger RNA from Aquila chrysaetos chrysaetos, 1901 nucleotides. RefSeq names its product alpha-methylacyl-CoA racemase (gene AMACR). The record is from RefSeq and is a predicted model, not a curated record. Gene Ontology annotation, biological process: bile acid metabolic process. Gene Ontology annotation, cellular component: mitochondrion. The coding region runs from base 209 to 1360 and encodes 383 amino acids. Lineage: Eukaryota; Metazoa; Chordata; Aves; Accipitriformes; Accipitridae. The transcript is spliced from 5 exons. Gene Ontology annotation, molecular function: alpha-methylacyl-CoA racemase activity.
CACAGGGGAGGGGCCACGCGAGCCUCCUCAAGCCCCGGAGCGUGAAGCCAUGUUAAAAGGGAGAGGCGUGCGUGGCACCGCCCGCUCCUCCCAGGACACCCCUGGGAGCCCGGGGCGCUGAGCCGGUCACCGGAACCGACGCGGCUCGGGCGAUCGUGGGGGCGGCGGCGAGGAUCGAUAUCGCGGGUCUCGGCAGCCGGCGGCCGCCAUGGCGCUGAGCGGGGUGCGGGUGCUGGAGCUGGCUGGCCUGGCGCCGGCGCCGCUCUGCGGCAUGAUCCUCGCCGACUUCGGGGCCCGGGUGGUGCGGGUGGACCGGACGCCCCGCUCUGCCGUGGCCACCGACGUGCAGGGCCGCGGCAAGCGCUCCUUGGCGCUCGACCUGAAGCGGCCGCCGGGCGCGGCGGUGCUGAGGCGGCUGUGCUGCCAGGCGGACGUCCUCAUCGAGCCUUUCCGGCACGGUGUCAUGGAAAAACUUGGUCUCGGUCCAGAGGUCCUUCUGCAGGAGAAUCCCAGACUCAUCUAUGCUAGACUUACAGGAUUUGGCCAGUCAGGACAAUAUGCUAAGUCUGCUGGUCAUGAUAUCAAUUAUUUGGCUUUAUCAGGUGUGCUGUCAAAGCUGGGUAGAAAAGAUGAAAAUCCUUAUGCACCUGUAAAUCUUCUGGCUGAUUUUGCUGGUGGAGGUGUCCUGUGUGCAAUGGGCAUUGUUACAGCCCUUUAUGAACGUACCAAAUCUGGCAAAGGGCAGAUCAUUGAUGCAAGUAUGGUAGAAGGAGUAGCAUACCUAAGUUCUUUCCUGUGGAAGUCACAGAAUUUGGGACUUUGGAACAGACCUCGAGGUGAGAACCUGCUAGAUAGCGGUGCACCUUUUUAUGAAACCUACAAGACCUCUGAUGGAAAAUUCAUGGCUGUUGGUGCCAUUGAGCCUCAAUUCUAUGAGCAGUUAAUAAAGGGUCUCGGGCUAGAUUCAGAUAAACUUCCCAGUCAGUUGAGUUUCUCUGACUGGCCCAAAAUGAAGGAAAAAUUUGCAUCCAUAUUUGCACAGAAGACACAAGCUGAGUGGUGCAGCAUAUUUGAUGGUACUGAUGCCUGUGUGACCCCUGUUUUGUCUUUUGAUGAAGUUGCCUCACAUCAGCAUAACAAACAAAGAAGUUCUUUUAUCAAAAAUGAUCAGGAAGAGAUAAGUCCUAGACCUGCUCCUCUUCUAUCAAGGACUCCUGCUGUUCCAUCAUUUAAAAGAGAUCCUUUUAUAGGAGAACACACAGAAGAGAUACUUCUAGAAUAUGGAUUUACUAAGCAAGAGAUAGCCAAACUUUAUUCUGAUAAAGUAAUAGAAUUCAGUGAACCAAAAGCUAAUUUAUAAUCUCUAACUAUGCAGAUCAGACAAAUUUCAGCAAGUUUUUAUGCAUUAAAAUUGAAUUAUAUGACAAAUAAAUGUUUGCAUGAUAUUGCUUUUAAAUGAUUUUUAAAAAAUUAGUGAAGUUUUAAAUUUAAUUGAAAACAGUGGGACUUACGUACUUGUGUACCUGGAUUUUCUGCAGUCUAGAAUGAUACCAAAAUUGUGUUCUGAAGAUCUACACAGUUUGCUUGCUAAGCAGCUGUAAAUCCUCAAAAUUUUUCUUUAAAUAUGGUAUCCUGUGAAAUGUUUGUUUCUUUUAAUUCUUAGUUACACUGUUGCUUUGUAGUAUGCAUUGUAAUUACAUGAAGGCAAUACUUUUCAUAAGAUAUAGUUAUAUUCUUCCUAAACAAGUGAUUGUGUUGCUUACUCAUAUAUUAGAAAGGAUUUUUUUUCUCUCUUAUCAUCUUAAUUCAUUUGCUUUAUCAUGCCAAAACAAUGAUUGAAAUAAUGCUGUUUUCUUAUGUGCUGCUGUAGAGUUAUUAUCAUAAAGUAAUUCUAUUUAAUA